UCUAUAAUAAUGAUCCUAUCUCGCAUUUCCAUUGGCUAUAAGUUAGAAGGGGCGUGAACAACUAGCCAGUUCAACAAGUGUCCUCUUACGCAGCCGCCAUUACAAUUGAAACCUCAUCGUGUAAACCACUCAGCAAGUACGAUUUAAGUUAACUGAGGAUAUUAAAUCCACAUCCCUUGUUGGAUUUUUUUUAACACAACAUUACUGUGGCACACAAGGGUAACAGACCAUGGAUUUGUUUUCUGGCUUGAAGAGCUUCUUUAAAACAGAUGCUACAACAAUAGACAACAAUGUAUUCCGUUUGCAUUACAAAGCUACUGCUGUAAUUCUUGUUGCUUUUAGUAUUCUUGUAACAGGCAGGCAAUAUAUUGGAGACCCAAUUGAUUGCAUAUCAAAAGAUGACAUACCGUCGGACUUACUAGAUACUUUUUGUUGGAUACAUACGACUUUUAGUUUACCGGACUCGUGGUUCAAAAAAGUGGGUGAGGAAGUGCCAUAUCCUGGAGUAGAUAAAUACACUCCGGGUGAAAAACGUGUCUACCAUGCCUAUUAUCAGUGGGUUUGUUUCGUUCUGUUUCUGCAAGCUAUCUUGUUCUAUGUGCCUAGAUACUUCUGGAAAGCUAUGGAAGGCGGUAGGGUUAAAAAUCUUAUUUUGGGCCUGAAUUCUCCUAUUUUACCAGAGGAGACCAAAACGACCAACCGAAAGCUUUUAAUCGAGUACAUGUAUAGCAAUCUCAACAAUCACAGUGUUUAUUUCAUGAGCUAUGCCUUGGCUGAAGUUAUGAACUUUGUGAAUGUGGUAGGGCAGAUUUUUCUAAUGGAUUCCUUCCUUGGGGGUGAAUUCUCGACUUACGGCUCUAAGGUAAUCCAAUUCACUGGCUGGGAUUGGUCUGUUCGCUACGAUCCCAUGAUUAAAGUAUUCCCUCGUCUUACCAAGUGUACCUUUCACAGAUAUGGUUCUUCUGGUGAUGUGCAACGUCACGAUGCCAUGUGUAUCCUACCCAUCAACAUAAUCAACGAAAAAAUCUACGUCUUCCUGUGGUUCUGGUUCAUCAUUCUUGCUAUUCUGUCCGGAAUUGUCUUACUUUACAGAGCUUUGAUCGUUUUUUACCCGAGAUCCCGUUUGAUGGUUACUCGUUCCCGAGCGCGUCUUGCCAAUCCAGAUUAUCUUGAAACGAUCAUCAACAAGUGCAAACUGGGUGACUGGCUUCUCAUCGACUUGCUGUCGAAAAAUUUGGAUCCACUAAAUUUCAGAGAUGUCAUCAAUGACUUUGCAAGAAGACUGGAUGGAAAAGGUUUAGAUGUUUAAUGAGUUUUAGAUUAAAAUUUGCAAAGACUUUUAUAAUGAAACAUUUUUAAUGACUAAGAGUUGUGUCCAUUCACAUUUAAGUUGAAAUGUGUGUUGAUAUAACUCUUUUCAUACAGUUUUAAUGCUGCCACAAUCAUUAAGUGCCUUUAUCAUUGAAAAACAACAUUUGUGUAACUUAUAAUUCUAAAAAAAAAAAAAAAGCUCAAAUAUUUUUAUAUCAUGUUUACACAAGAAUUUUUAAAUUCAUUCCAUUUAUAAACUUUUCAACAUUUCCCUUCCUCAAAAACAGAUUUAUUUUUUUUUUAAUUGCAGAUAAUUGUGCAAUAAUGCUCUGUAUGCCCUUUUAUGAAGGUGUGUGAUAUUAAUUUAAUUAUUUAUUUUGACUGUGCAGUCUACUGCAGAAAUUGCAAUCAAAAAGUAUGUACUACAUACUUGAUUGAAGAUAGAAUUUAUUAGUAUUUAUUAAUAAAAUUAGACUGAUUAAUGUGAUCAUUUAUUUAUUUUAUAUUUAAAUCAAUUCAUUAAAAUAAAAUUUCAUCGGUGCCAAAUUAUUUUAAUUAAUAACUUUAACCGUCAAGUAAUAAACUUAAUUUUCUUCACAUUAAAAUCUACAUGAUAAAGAUUCUAUCGCGUAUCGAAAUAUAUUUAGUUUCGUUUUUCUGAUUGCAUGUUAAUUCUGUCAGAUUUGGCACUAGUGAAAUUUUUUAUUUUCCUUUUAUUUUUCUUAAAUUUAUCUUUGCGAUUUACCUAUAUUGAAAAAAAAAAUCAUUCAUAUUUGGGCAGUUUAUUUUCAUUAAGUGUAAAAGUGUUUCGUUUUUUCUAAUUAAUUAAACAUCAUAUUUAAUAUUUUCUAGAUUGAUUUUUUUUAAUGUGUAUUUUGUAAUUUCUUUCGUGUUUGAAAAGUGGAGAUGGAAAUUUAAAUGUUUUAACUCUUAUACUUGUUCCUACUUGUUACACAUCUAUCUCGUAUGGGAAUGUGAUUCUUGACUCUGUAGUGUUUACUGCCAUGUGUUUUUAAGUGCUGUUUUUUAAAAGUGCCUAUCUUUACAUAUUUUUCUUGUUAUAUAUGAUGGCAUCUUUCACGUAUUCUAUGCAUUUAUUCAUUAUCAUCUUCAUCAAAUGUAAUUGCAGCGAAUUUAUUGUUCUGCAUAUAUUUUUGAAAGACAGCUGGUUAUGAAAAAAAGGGGUCCAAUGUUUGCUACAAUUUUCAUUUUAUAGGGUUCCAAUUUUAUUGUGUAUUUUAUGUGUCCAUUCCUGUAAAUAUAUUGAGAAAAGCAAUAGUUGAAAUCGAAUAUGUGAUAAUGUUAUGUGUAAAAGCUAUUUUUUUUUUUGCCUAUUGCAAUGAGAGACCAACUGGCUGUCAUCUGCUUAGGGUGGGAAAAAAUGAUAUCAUGAUAUGCAGACUGAAAAAUCUUUCUAUUUUAUAUAUCAUUUGUCUAUUUUUGAGUGCCACAGUGACUCAAGCUAUUUUAGCUUGUGUAUUUAUAAUUACAAUUGAGUAAUAAAGUUUGAAUUUUUUGGAUAAA
Parasteatoda tepidariorum (common house spider) is the source of this 2835-nucleotide messenger RNA. Its product is annotated as innexin inx2. Gene Ontology annotation, cellular component: plasma membrane; gap junction. Gene Ontology annotation, molecular function: gap junction channel activity. Gene Ontology annotation, biological process: phototransduction. The record is from RefSeq and is a predicted model, not a curated record. Lineage: Eukaryota; Metazoa; Arthropoda; Arachnida; Araneae; Theridiidae.